AUGCACGUUUCAGAGACUAGGAACGAGCUUGGACAACAUGUCCCCGAAGGUGCAUGGACAAACCCGGAUGGUGGCGACACCCAUGUCGACAUUGGCAACAAGAAGGUUGCCUAUGGCUACACCCCGCCCUGGUACGCCUUUGACAAGAUCAAGGAGGAAUGCCCUUCGAAUGGGUGCAACGGUGAGAACAAGAUCGAGUACGCGACCGAUGUCAUCUAG
Messenger RNA from Fusarium keratoplasticum, 219 nucleotides. RefSeq lists its product as uncharacterized. Lineage: Eukaryota; Fungi; Ascomycota; Sordariomycetes; Hypocreales; Nectriaceae. The record is from RefSeq and is a predicted model, not a curated record. The coding region runs from base 1 to 219 and encodes 72 amino acids. The transcript has 2 exons.